UAGGGAAUGCCCGUUAGUUGCGUCUGCCGAUAAUAGCACAUCAGCCAGUGCACUCCUAUUGGGAGAGCAGAGCACAGGCAGAGCAGAGGGACCGAGCUGCUGAGCAAAGAAUAGUACACUAGAGUAGACAGGCACACUCGGAAAGAGAGCGAUACUGGCACAAUCAGAAAGAAACAGAGAGUGAGAGACCCAGGGAAGAGAGAGCGCAUCAGCACACAUAGACAAGAGGACUGAACAGGCGCAGGGCAGUGGAAAGAGGAGAGGAGGGACAGGGGGAAUCAAAGUUACCAGGUCAGCAAGAGAACGUGGAAGUGGAGCAGCUGAGACUCUCGGGAGGAGGAGAGUGAUAUUACAGGACAGGAUAGAACAAGUGCUUUAACUUCUUCACAGAAAGACAGUCCUGUCAUAAGGCGAGGGUAAUGCUCCUCACAGGAACCUUCUGCACUUCUACUUUAGGAUUAUCACAGCAAGAGAGCUUCACCAAGCAGAGGACACUUAAACCUGCCAGAGGUGCCUGAGCAGUUCAGUUCUACACAGGAGACCUUUUCAUCCAUCCGUGGGCUUUCAGGUGGAUGUAGUGUUGCUGUGUGGAUUUUAUCCUUUAUUGCUUCAGAAGAUGAAGCAGUGAAGAUUUGGAGGGCAAGUUGUUCUGUCCUAUCAUCUCUGAGACUAUGGUAGACUGUGUGUCAGAGAGCCCCUCAUCAGCAGCUGCAGCCCUAGAGUAUGGAGAAGUCCAGCAGUGAGGAGUCAGCCAUUCACCGUAGCCCUUCUGUAGACAGCCGCGAAUCCGAUUUUGCUCAAGCCUCCACGUCUGGCCGCCCUUUCGGUGGCCGCGGCUUCACUGCCGGCGCUUUCUACGGCUCCACGGGGCCACGCAAAAACACACAGCAGGGGCAGACUGGAGCUGCAGCUGACGCCAGCGCGGGAGACAAGACUAACAACAAGUACAGCUCACCCAAGGGCAGCAAAUACAUAGUCUUUUACCUGGAUCUAUCCUUUGUGUUCCUUUUAGAAUUUAAGAAGUGCAACAUGGCAAGAGGCUGCCUCUGCUGCUUGAAGUAUAUGAUGUUCAUCUUCAAUCUCAUCUUCUGGUUAUGUGGCUGCGGGCUGCUCGGUGUGGGCAUCUGGCUCUCGGUGUCUCAGGGAAGCUUCGCCACCUUCUCACCCUCAUUCCCUUCACUGUCAGCUGCCAAUAUGGUCAUUGCCAUCGGCGCCAUCGUCAUGGUAACAGGCUUUCUCGGUUGCCUGGGUGCCAUCAAGGAGAACAAGUGCCUGCUUCUGAGCUUCUUCAUUGUCCUGCUGAUAAUUCUUCUGGCGGAGGUGAUUUUGCUCAUCCUGUUCUUUGUGUACACAGAUAAGGUGCGUGAGAAUGCCAAACAGGAUCUCAAGGAUGGGCUGGCUCUGUACAACUCAGAAAACAACAUAGGCCUGCGAAAUGCCUGGAACAUCAUCCAGGCAGAGUGGAAAUGCUGUGGAGUGAUAGGAUACACCGACUGGCACGAGGCCCUGAAGGACAAAGUAGUUCCUGAUCGCUGCUGCCAGGAGCAUUACCAGAACUGUGGGCGGAACUCCACCAACAUGUUCUGGAACAGGGGCUGCUUUGAGAAAGUGGAGGAAUGGCUGGAUGACAAUAAGUAUCUGCUGGGAACCAUAGGCAUGGUCAUCUUGGUAGUGGAGCUCCUGGGCAUGGCAUUCUCUAUGACAUUGUUCCACCACAUUCACAGAACGGGAAAGAAGUAUGACGCUUAGCCUUGGGACAAGCACCAAAUGGAGAGGAGCCCCAGUGCUUGAUGGGAUAAAGACUCUGAUUCAAACAUACAUCCAUGCUUUCCCUCUUUAGAGCAUCCUUUUCCCCCUUCUCAGAUCGUCUGUACAGAUUCCAGCUGCUCUGUCCUGCUGUCUCCUCUCACCAUUCAUUUUGCCAAAGAGUAACACAACUGGAAGAGAAGAGGCACCUACUUUUGGCAAGGAAGAGAAUCCCAUAUGUUGUCCCUUCUCUUGAGUACACUUGUUUUUUGGCUUUUUCUGUUCUUCUUUGGCUUGAACUAACCAAUUGCUGGAGGGAAAGACAGACUUUGAGACAAUGAAGACUUUACAAAUGCCCAAACAGCCCCACAGGGCGAAAAAACCCACGAAAGUGACAAAACCCUCCACCUCAUGUGGAGUUUUUUUUCUUCAUGCUUAUUAAAUUCUAGCCCUGUUUUUUUCCCCUUGUAAAUGAAAAAGAUCCAACAUGGCAUGCUAGUUUUCUACUUCACUGAUUUAUCAAUGAAAUGACCGUUGUUAUUAUUUUUAUUUUAAACGUAUUGUUUUCUUGUUGGAUUUGCUUUUGUAAGUAUAUCAUCCUGUGGAAUGUAAGUGUCGAACAGAUCGGUGCAAUGUGUGUGUGGGUAUGUGUGUGGGAUUGGUUUUGAGGUAACAUUGCUGCAGACGGGCAAAGGCACGUAAGGAUGCAGAGGUUUAGGUGAAAUGAGCUUCAUGGAGGAGCAUCGCGUAAGCACGAGGAGUCAUCGGUGGAUUCAUUUUACACCAAACAUUUGUCUGCGAACAAACUCGCACACAUGCAUUUUGUGCUGCCACGCAGCAGCGUACCCGUUCCCUGUUAGACAAUAUAAAUGAUGUAAAAUGGCUGUUUAUUAGGGCUCCAGCAGCACUGUCAGCUGUAGAGAUCUAGGUGAUAAAGUCCCCCCUUUGAGAAAGCAGACUGGGUUGUGUACGCGCAUGCAUUUUAUCACACAGUUCAAGCUGCAGAGGAGAAAAAACCCACUGAGAAACACUUAGAAUCAAGGGCAGGAUGGAGCAAAAACCGAGCAGACACGCUGUCUCGUUUCGGCUAUCAAUAGCGUUAACAGAGGUGGCUCUAGCCUUUCUGUACUGAAGAUCUCAUCCAUUCACACCGCACUCCUCGUGCUUUCUCUCGGCGGCUUGCAACUCAACCCUGCCUCUAUCUUUUCUUUUUCACUCUAAUUUUCUUUCUCCGUGUCAGGCAGCAAUGAGUUUCAUGCUCCAUCCAGUGCUUCUGCUGACAUUCCUGCUCAUCACACGUUUACACCUCCGGUUUGCAACCCCCUUCAAUUUUACGUAGGCUUCAUUUUCUCGCAGCAACCAGAGGUGGGGCGAGAUGGGAGUGUGAGAGUGUUGCCAGAUCAAAGCUCAGACUGAUAUGUAUGGCAACAUGCCCUGUAGGACACAUCAGUUUAUGUCUGUUUACAUCUACAUUCACUGCAGGGGGCCAGAGUGCCAGCCUUCCUCCUGGAGACUGAAAAUAUUCCAUCUGCUGUGGCGACUUCAAAAAAUGCCCUCCGGUGUGUCUGCUCUAGGCUUCAAAAUCUCCAAAGAAACAGUGGAAUAAAGACCUCGCUUACUGUCAAAGGAUCACUGUAGCUUUUGGAAUCAUAAGGUUGUAUUCAGUUGUGACAUAGUGCUUUCCAAAGCAAGUGCAAUUAGAGAUGUGGGAAGAUUGCUAUAUUUUAAUCAAGAACAAAAAAUAGCAGUAAAUAAGCCGGCCAAUAAUUACAAAACAUUUGUAACAGAAUGUUAGCAGAUUGUUUUGCACAAAGGUUUUUACUACAGAGGGAAGAUUUUAAAGAAAUUGUCUAUUUAAGCUGAUAUUUUACCACAGUUGCGUCUUUACCAUCUUUAUUUUGAAUUUCUGUUACUGAACCGUUGACCUGUAUUGUCAUGUUUGCCACUAUGCCCUGUUUCUCUUCAUCUCAUCCAUUCAAGCCGAUUCAGUUUGUAGAUUCCUGCAAGUUGGUUGGACUUCAAUUCAGUAGCAACUCUUUCAGAACACAGUAAAAGCUCAUAUAACCUUGGAAUUGUGGAAUCUUUAUGAUGCAGAGUACUGUACUUGCACGAGAGGAAUUUAGGAUUGUGUUUUACCACCUAGUUAAGUCAAGUCUCCCAUUUAUAGCCUAUAUCGCCUGCUCAUGUGUAACCAGUAGAGCUGAGCUUGGCUACCAGGGAAGCUGCCAAUUAAACUUUUACAAGUGGUUGCGUUCUAAAUUGUUUCCUACAUUAUAGCUGCAAUUAAAUUUAUUGCUUUGAAUGACGCAUCAAUGAAGUACUGUCUAUUCCUGCUACCUGAACUAACAAAGAAAAUAAGCCACUCAUUUACUCACGUGCCCCCUUGAUGUGAGAUGCUUCAGAGUAUCUCCUGAAGUCAUUGUUGGCAUUUUAGGAAAAAUUAGUCUGAUGAUUUCUUCAUUUAAGGGAGAGUUUUAGGAAGAGAAAGGGGAAUUCUUGCAACAGGAAGCAACAAAUUUGUGCUGUUUUGUGCAGUGACCCUGCUGGCUGUAAUACACUGUCUGCCCCCAUAUGCUCCAACUCUUCCUGUUGUGUCCAUGGGGGAAACAUGACAGCUGCUGAUGUACAGUGCAGGCACGAGCGAUCGCGUUUCCUCUGCUCGGCUGCCUCCACAAACUCAACACAUCCCUUACUUACUGCCUCACUCUGCAGACACCUGGCGCUAUUCAGUAACUGGCAAUGUGGUUUGGACCCCUUAAAGCACUCGUAAGGUACCUGAGACGGGUUAGCGGAGGAAUAGCUCAAAACAGUUUGGCAAAUGAGGCUGUGCUGUAUCCUUACUGCAAAAAAAAAGGUUCAAAGGAAACCCAAGAUAGCCGCACAUGUAACAGAAAUACAAGAAUGCAGAAUAGUGGGAAUAAAGCAAAUCCGUUGGGAGGUCAGAGCCUCAGCCUGCGGACGCUGUUUGCUCUCGGCUGAUCUGACUGGGGCGACAUUUUCUUCUCUGUGUAAAAUCCUUACCCCAUUUUCCAUGAUUAUGUCAAUGUUACAUUGUGUUUGUAAUAUGCGGGGAUGAAUGCCAUUUUAACAAGGGGGGCGGCUGUUUAAUUAUGUUCGUUUUGUACACUUUUCUGCUGUUUAAAUGUUUGUUUUUAUACAAUAUGCUGUUGAUUUUCUUGUUGUAGGUUCUGUUUUUAUUGGCUUUCCCCCCAUUUGUAGUUCACUUUGAGUACAUGACAUCAUUAAGCAUUUUUUCCUAGAGGAUUAGUCUUUGCAGUGUUCCUCUACAACAUGCAAAAAUGCCUUUUCUGUGUUUCAGCGAUGCAGGCGGUUAAAGCAAUUAACGUAGAACAAAUAGAAGGAAAAUCUGGCAUAUAGUAUCAGGCAAAGUCCACAAAAGACAUACUGCGCUUUUGUCGUUGUCCUUCUUUGUAUUAGGAUCAAAUUAAAUUGAAUUAGGACGCGCAGCUAUAAUCUGCAGUAUCUCUUCAAACUGCCAGUGCAGGACCCAUUCUGUACUCUUAGAGCAUGAACUGUUAGACGACUGUACAACAGAGUUCAUCUCGCUCCAGUGUAUCAGCUCACUGUAAAUAUGCCCAUUUUACAAGUGAUGUAACUUACUGUUAUACCUCUGCCACUUCGCCUAACAUUCACAUCAACAGGCUGGUUUUCUGACAGCCCGUGCCCUUUUUAUGCUCACUUACAGACACUUGUACUGUAUGUUAUCCACUUUUUAUGUCUGCCAGAUUUCCUGCCUCUGUUUUCGCUUCAAGCACGAGAGCGGUGUAAAUGUUCAGUAAAUUUGUGUUUGCGUCAGUACAGUCCUCAUAUAUUUUUGACUGCAUUUUCAUCUUUUAGUAAAACAUGAUUUCUUUUUUUUUUUAAUUGAUUUUUUUGAAGGAGUAUAAAAUAUUCCGUCUCAUCCAAGGAAGCACUCCCAGUAAGCCACGGAAAUGGUGAAGGAAGGAUGCACAUGCAGUAAUUGGGUUUCGUCUGCUGUGAAAAAUUCUGAACAUAAAAACUGUUUUUUGUUGUUGUUUCCUUUCGUUUUGUGUGUGUGUCAGAAUCAUUUUUUGCCACCUUCGACAUAUUAUUUCUGUAAUCUGCUCCUAAUCCUUCCCCUGUGCUGAAGCUGAAUAUGUGAGCAGUGGAAAUGUAUGCUCUAGAAAUGGUGUGUUUGAUGUUGUGUUCUGCUGGGUGGCACUAUCUGAUACCUGCCAGCCUUGUCCUGUGGAGUUUUCUGCUACACGUGAAAGCACUCUGAAUAUCUAUACUAGCUGGUGCACUACUUUCUCUUUACUCGCUAAAUCAACUAUUUUUUAAAUAAAGGAAAGAGUGUCAGAAAAAAUCUCUCGGUACAGUACGCUUAUUGCCUUUCUUGUCUAAUGACUUGAUGCUUCGGAUUCCCUUUUUAUGUUGCCGUCAAUUAGAUUUGAUUCAGAAUUUGUUUGUGGGGUUUGGGGGGUGGAGUGGAAGACUCGGCAUGAAGAGCAAAGUGGCGUCAGCAGAUCCCAUGAUACAUGAAGUGUUCUGUGUAUACAAUCCCUGUCUGAAAAUGGGCUCUUUUUUAAAAAAAAAAAAAGCAUAACAAAACCUGAGGGACUGUUGUCCUAAAGAUGCUGAGAUGAGCUAAUGGUGGUGAGCCAGUCAAGAAGAGGUUCUUUUUCUAAAGAACAAAGUGAAGAUGAUGAAAGUGGGAACCAUUGCCAAUUUGUCUCACGCUUCAACAGCGCGGAGUGAAAAGCUCAGUAUUUUUGUGUGCAGCUUGAUCCCCUCCUUUUAACCUAAUUGUUAUCGGGCCUGUGUGCGAUAGUGAGUGGAGUUUAUUGUGCCAUUCCACCCGGGCUUUUUGUUUUUCCAUCACUGUUCCUUCUAUGCAAAAAAAAAAUUAUGACCUAUUUUAGCCUUUGUACAGAUUAUUUUGUAUGAAUAACGUACUGAAAUAAAGUGAAAAGAAUCAAUCACGGA
Maylandia zebra (zebra mbuna) is the source of this 6714-nucleotide messenger RNA. RefSeq names its product tetraspanin 9a (gene tspan9a). The record is from RefSeq and is a predicted model, not a curated record. Gene Ontology annotation, cellular component: plasma membrane. NCBI's taxonomy places the organism in Eukaryota, Metazoa, Chordata, Actinopteri, Cichliformes, Cichlidae.